AUGAAUACCCCUCCAAGUUUCUUCAAUGACGCGGUUGAUCUUGCGACACCGACUAACGAGAUUUUCGACAGCGAUCAGCCCCGGACUUUGCUCCCAGAACCUAUUCCGCUCGAGUCACAGGUAGACACCCCUCCGGCAACAAUGUCGCAGAACCCUUCGGUCUACAUGCCCAUGCCAGAUGUCUGGGAUCCGUUGGUUCCCAACAUGCAGUCAGUUUACGGACAUGCUUGCCAGGCGCACUACACCACCAAGCGAGAGCCUUUCGACGAUAGGCCGUCACUGUUGCAGGUGCCCUCUGCAUCAACCUCCAAGUCUAGCUCGAGAACCGACUCUACGAACUCAAUGCAGACAAGAACAUCCAAGUCCAGCAGGACAACGGACCCGUCCGAAGCCAGUCCGCCGAGAAAGAAGGGAAGAAAGGGCAAGGCCCCCGUGCAAGAUGACAACGACGAUAAGCGCAACAAAUUUUUGGAGCGAAACCGAGUAGCAGCAAGCAAAUGUCGGCAGAAGAAGAAAGAAUGGGUAUCCGACUUGCAGGAAACUAAACAGGGGCUGGAGAGCCAGCAUGCGCAGCUUCAGAUGGAGUACAACGGACUGGUGGAUGAAGUGACCCGCAUGAAGAAUGAACUAAUGUCCCAUGCUAAUUGCAACGACCCCAAUAUCAACUUGUGGCUUGAGAACGAGGCUCGGCGGUUCGUCCAGAGCAGUGCGGAUCGCGUCAAAAAGCAAAGUUUCGACUCCAGCCGGGGGGCUGGUGAAAGGCCACUCGGCAAUGGGGGGGCGUACAGGCCGUUAAUUGAUAGCCAAAUGUCUGUAAUCUCUCCAACUCGAUCUGAGCGUGCGAUGACAAGCCUGUCGUCGAUAUCAGCAAGCAGUAGCGCAGACAUCAACUACGACCACAUGCCGGACAGUGCUUUCGAGCAGGCGUAG
Colletotrichum truncatum is the source of this 930-nucleotide messenger RNA. Its product is annotated as bZIP transcription factor. Lineage: Eukaryota; Fungi; Ascomycota; Sordariomycetes; Glomerellales; Glomerellaceae. Gene Ontology annotation, molecular function: RNA polymerase II cis-regulatory region sequence-specific DNA binding; DNA-binding transcription factor activity, RNA polymerase II-specific. Gene Ontology annotation, biological process: regulation of transcription by RNA polymerase II. The record is from RefSeq and is a predicted model, not a curated record.